AUGAUAAGGGAAUGGUUUAAAGCAAAAGCUAGUGAAUUAUUUGAAAUCAUUCAAAAUAACACUGAUGUAAUAACUCAGAAAAACAACAGAGUAAAAGAAGUGGCGUCGAUAAAAUCCGGUUUAUUUGAUGUGUCAUCUCGAGCUUUUCGAUUGAGUAUUGUCAUUAUAUUUUCAAUGCUUGCGUUCUGUUUCUUGGCUGGAUUGUAUUGGCAAUACAAAUACCACUACAAGGCUUCAAAGUCUGACUUCAACUACAAAGUGAAGCACCUUCUUAUCCCAAGUACAAAAUAUUGCGAGAGGAUUUCAAACGAUUACAUGAAGAGGAAUUAAAAGAUCUUAAGAACAGAUUAAUCAUGUUAAAGGCAAAGCAUAUGAAAGAACUGAAGCUCUUAACCAAACUUAAAAAGGAAUCAGUUCACUCUUUGCCCACAUCCUCACAGAAUAAACAAGUGUCUGGAAGCGU
Molecule: messenger RNA, 463 nt
Organism: Xenia sp. Carnegie-2017
Lineage: Eukaryota; Metazoa; Cnidaria; Anthozoa; Malacalcyonacea; Xeniidae
Exons: 3
Coding region: 1-330 (109 amino acids)
Source: RefSeq, a predicted model, not a curated record